Messenger RNA from Strongylocentrotus purpuratus (purple sea urchin), 3228 nucleotides. Its product is annotated as mucin-like protein. Gene Ontology annotation, biological process: cell-matrix adhesion. Lineage: Eukaryota; Metazoa; Echinodermata; Echinoidea; Camarodonta; Strongylocentrotidae. The transcript is spliced from 20 exons. The record is from RefSeq and is a predicted model, not a curated record. The coding region runs from base 199 to 3228 and encodes 1009 amino acids. Gene Ontology annotation, molecular function: calcium ion binding.
ACGUGCGCGUGUAAUUCCGGCUAUUCUGGCGAUUCAUGUGAAACAGAGCGUAUCUACAUUGACUACGGCUCUUACCCCGACCGGUCACUGAGUUACUAUCAAUACAGCUUUCUUGCUUGGUACACUAUAAGACUUGAUACGGGGUUUCCUAUCAGCUCUGGCCGGCUAUACACCUACAUCACUUUCACAUCGACAGGAAUGAUCCAUUUUUCGACCUACUCUCCACGCAGUUAUACCCUCUUCAAAUACAUCAACCCGUCUACGUAUAGUUUCUUUGAUCAGCUCUAUGCAGACCCAUCCAUUGCGGUAUUUGGUGCCCCAGCUGACCUCUACCGGGGUAACCCUAAGAUCUACUACCAGUAUGGAAACUCUCCUGCAGUGCUUGCAGCAGUGAAAGAAAGACUGUAUGGAGCUUUGUCACUUCCGGCAGGAUUGGAGUCCUCCCAGUUCAUCAAUGGUAUCAACUUUAUUCUUAAGGUCACGUGGGUUGAUGUGCAGAAUCCAGGAUCAAUCGCAGGACAGGAGACCAAUACCUACCAAGCAAUUCUCUUUACUGACGGCAGAAGAAGCGGUGUCUUGACGAUGUAUGAACAAGGAAGCUUUCAGUGGAAUCCGUACUCUAAGGUUAUACCUGCUAGGAUUGGUUACAACAUCAAACAUGACAGACUGAAUAUCUACCAGGGAAACUAUCCUGCCAUACGGUACACAAGCUAUCGCCCUGAUCUCAGGAUUGGCAACACCGGUCUCAUGGGGAGAGACAUCUAUCGUCUUGACGCAAAUCCUGACUGGUACGUCAACCCCCGCCGUUACUGUCAAGAUUGGUACCUGGAUGAUCUCUCAAAGAUAUCAUAUGCACGGUGGGCACAGCCAUGUCCUUGCACCCGCUGGCAGGCCAGGAUCGAUCGAAGGUUUACUCGAUGCAACUAUCCCUCCUACGGAUAUGGUUACGGAUAUGGUUACGGAUACGGGUUUAGUUAUGGCUACAGCUAUGGGCUGCAGAGUUAUAAUUACGAUGGAAGAGGAACGACCUGUUACCAGCCUAGAUGGCCCUCAUUUGGUGGUGGUGGAUACCGUUGUACUUACGAUCAGUCUGCUUUGAGCAGGGGUUAUAGGGCCAGUCACUAUCAAGCAGUCGUGCCCUCAAAUGCUCGAUUCUUCUCUUAUUACUAUUAUUCCCUGUAUUACUAUUAUUCUUGGAUUGAGAGGGAUGUCCUACCCCGUUUCUUCUGCUGUGAUCUGGCUGGAGGGAAUUUCUGUAACCUUUACGAAAGUCGCCGACCAAGAUCUCAUUGCUCGGGAUAUAGACGACCAUGGUUCGGAUGGUUUUGGGGCGACCCGCACAUCAAUACCCUUGACGGUAGGAAGUACACCUUCAAUGGUCUUGGGGAAUACACCACGAUGUCUUACAGUCAUGGUGACCCGUUCAUGCUGCAAGCCAGAACCGGUAAGGCGUUUAACAACAGCGUGCCUGUGGAACAUGGGACAGUCUUCACAGGGUUCGCUGCAACACAAGACAUCACUAGGGUCGAAUUCCAGCUGAAUGAUAACAGGACAGAAAUUAGUAUUCUAAUUAAUGGUACCGCCAUCAAUAUGACGGAAUUCCUAGUGGAUGGUAUCGACUCAUCGGAUCCGACCUUCAUCCUAUCAGCGGAGAAUGACACAGCCUCUGAAGGUGAGAUCAAGGUCACAGCCCUCUUCCAACCAGAAGGCUAUCCCAGUUCGUCCUUCACCGUGACUUUCAAGAACGGCCUCUUGGAAUUGGGUGUCAUGGUCCCUUCUGAGUAUGCGCAGAAUGGAACCGGGAGAGGUCUGCUCGGUAAUGUAAAUGGGAACAAAUCAGAUGAUUUUCUGCUCAGGAAUGGAACAUUAUUAAUGGAUCUGUCUGAAAGAAAUUUAACAGACAGAGAAAUAUUUCAGUUUGGACAGUCAUGGAUGAUUAGUGAAAAUGAAUCGCUGUUUGAAUACGACGAUGGGAAUUGGAGUUACUACAAUCCUAGCGACUACAAACCAAUGUUCUUAGACGAGCUGCUCGCUCUCGACCCUGACCGAACCCAGGCGGCCCGAGAGGCUUGCGGGGAGGACGAGGCGUGUCUGUUCGACUACCUCGCUGUGAGUCCAGAGAUGGGUAAACAGACUAUGACCACAGGAAACCAACUCGACAAUGACCUCCAAAACCUUGAUAAUUUUCCUCCGAACGUAACCAACGUGGUAGAGACUAGCGAGACAGAUGCUUUACAAGAAGGGGAGGUUCUCUUCAUGCAAGUGGGCGUGACCGUUACCUUGGAGAUUUCUGCACAUGACCCUAACGAAGAUGAUGAGGUUUUCUUUAUUUUCAACGAUACAGCACCAGAUGGCGCCAAUAUCAGCUCAGAUGGUAUCUUGACCUGGACACCACCUGACCUGAAUGUAUCAUCCAUCGAAAUCAUUGUGAUGGACAACCGAGGAGCAGAGACAUCACUGGCAUACAAGGUCUCGAUCUGCCGAUGUGAGAACGAAGGCGUGUGUGACUUUGACAACCAAGCUGAGGGGCAGGAUCUAAAUGCCAACGGAUUUGCGGUGGUUAUGUGCAACUGUUCUGGUGGUUGGUCGGGUGAUCAUUGUGAUGUAGACUAUGAUUCAUGUGAGGGUACGCCCUGCUACGAUGGGGUUAUCUGCUUCGAUGAGCCUCCGUCUUCAGACGAAGAGUACACAUGCGGCCCUUGUCCAUCCGAGCUCUCAGGCGAUGGUACCACUUGCUUUGAUUUCAAUGAAUGUGCUGAUAACGAUACGAAUGACUGUGAACAGAAUUGUGAAAACAAUCUAGGUUCUUACACGUGUUCGUGUAACACCGGUUAUAUGCUUGCCAUCGAUCAACGUUCCUGUGACGAGAUAAGUGAAUGUGAUGAGGCCCUGAUGGAUUCCACUGCAUCUGUCAAUUGCACAUGCGAGCCUGGUUUUCAACUUGAAAAUGGAACCUGUUCAGAUUUUGAUGAAUGUGCAUCUGAUGUGGACCUAUGCCCGCGUGAUAUAUCUACCUGUUUCAACCUGCCUGGAGACUACAACUGCACCUGUCAUUCAGGAUACGACAAUUCAUCCCCUAAAGAGUGUCAAGAUAUCGAUGAUUGUGAAUCGAGCACGGAUGUCUGCGAGUCCAGCCUAGAUCGUGUUUGCAGGAACACACCCGGUAACUUCUCGUGCGUGUGUGCAGUGAGAACACAACAGAAAUCAAUGGAACCUGCCAAAGUAUGA